UGCAAAACUAUAUUUAUUUUAUAUGAAAACUAAGUCCUAAAACAAACAAUCAAUUUAUUAUUAUUAUCACAUAAUUAGUACAAAUUUAGUGUAAUUUUUCAAUUGUAUAGUAAUUUGUUUAUUAUUUUUAUAUUUUAAUAACAAUUUGUUGUUUAAUUUGAUGAUAAUUUGUGGUCAAUAUGUGGAAAGUCCGCGAACUUUACGACAAAGCUACUAAUAUUGUCAUGAAUUACACGGAAGUUGAGGCCAAAGUCCGUGAGGCCACAAACGAUGAUUCCUGGGGUCCGACUGGACCACAGAUGACAGAGAUAGCCAGUCAUACCUUUACUUACGAGCAUUUUCCCGAAGUUAUGGGUAUGUUAUGGAAACGUAUGCUUCAAGACAACCGAUCCAAUUGGCGGCGAACCUACAAAUCAUUGCUAUUACUGGCAUAUCUGGUAAAGAAUGGCUCCGAACGGGUGGUCACAUCGGCCAGAGAGCACAUCUAUGACUUAAGAAGUCUUGAGAACUAUUCAUAUAUCGAUGAAAUAGGCAAAGAUCAGGGCAUUAAUGUUAGACAUAGAGUAAAGGCAUUGAUUGAUUUCAUUCAAGACGACGACAAACUAAGAGAGGAACGCAAAAAAGCGAAGAAAACCAAAGACAAGUUCAUUGGUGUCGCUUCCGAUCAAAUGGGAUAUCACUCAAAAUAUAGCGAUGGUUGGAAAGACCCGCCAACCCGUAAGUCCGACUUUGACGAAGACUUGGAUCGAAGUGAAAGAAAAUCGAAAAAAUUUGAAGACAAUGUCAGUGAAAAUAGUUUUGAUGACAAACCAGAGUUGAAUGACAAGGAAUCGUCAGUUGAUACGACAAAAGCUAGCAAUAAGAUAUCCAUUUCACGAAAUGAUUCAUCGGAUGUCAGUCCUAAAAGGACUGUCAAAUUGGACACAAUUAAAAAGAUAGAUAUGGGUGCAGCUGUCAACUUUGGCAAAAUUGAAGGCAACUCUCAAACAAAUCAGAUGCCAAACCUAUUAUCAACAACUUUACCCAUCAGUGGGAACAGCAAUAAAGUAAACAAUGAACAGCUAUUAGAAGAUAUUUUCAGUAAAACACCAGAUAAUGUGCCGACAAAUAAUUUUAACUCAUUUGUUAAUAAUAAUAAUAAUAAUAAACAUUUAACAAAAAAUUUAAUGAAUAGUAAUAAUAAUGGUUUAGAAGAUUUUGCUGAUUUCUCUACUUUUCAAAGCAGUUGCAAUGUCACCAAUUCAUCAAUAGAUGAAUUUGCCGAUUUCGCCACUCAUAUGUCUGCUCCAUCACCCGCUCAGUCGUCACAAAACUUAUUAUCUGAUAACACGCUAUUUAUGCAAUCAAGUAAUCCGUUCUUAGGUAUCACUAAUUCAAUGUCACCAAUGAUGAGCUCAAACACAGCUGGUGUUAUGACACCCAUAUCCAGCAACCCGUCCCAUAAUUUAAUAGCUCAGUCGACUGAUUUAUUAUCAAAUACCGAUUCUGUUUCAAAUGUUAUAACAAGUGGAACCAUUGAGACACUAACCUCUCAAAACAACACAUGGAGUGACUUAAGUAAAAAUAUUAAUAUUAAUGUCGAUAACCUCUUGAGCACUAAAUUUGAAAAACAAAAUGUUCCGACAAUGAAUCAGUUGGCCCGUCAGGUCAAUAAUAUUUCAAUUAAGCCAACAACAGGUCAGCAGCCAAUCAGUCUCACCAAUAACUUUGGAUUUGGAUUAACUCCACAGACAAUACAAAGACCAUUAGUAGGUACGGGUAUGAGUCCAUUACAAUCGCCAACCCAAAUGCAGAGACCUGUUAGUCCCAAUCAAUGGCCAAACAAUAAUAUACAAGGAUUCAGUGGAAUGGGAGGGUUGUAGCGUUUUUAUGGUAAUUUAAUAUUUUAAUUAAUUAAUGUAAUGUUAUUAAAUUGAAAUUGGUUUUAGAUGAUUAACGAUAAAAAAGUUUAAUAUUAAAACUAAUUUUUAUGUAUAAAAUAAUGCCAAUGCAUUUAAUAACUUUUUUAUAAUCAAUUAAUAGCUAAUUGAAAAUAUCCAGAAUAUAUUGUUAAAUUUUCAUAUCAUCUAAAUUUAUAAUACAGUAAUAUAUACUAAAAAUAUAUUUCUUAAAUACAUUAUAAUAU
This is a messenger RNA of Oppia nitens, 2125 nucleotides long. It is a transcript of the gene lqfR, whose product is annotated as clathrin interactor 1-like. The transcript has 5 exons. Lineage: Eukaryota; Metazoa; Arthropoda; Arachnida; Sarcoptiformes; Oppiidae. Bases 180 to 1862 code for a protein of 560 amino acids. Gene Ontology annotation, biological process: endocytosis. Gene Ontology annotation, cellular component: clathrin vesicle coat; plasma membrane; endosome. Gene Ontology annotation, molecular function: clathrin binding; phospholipid binding. The record is from RefSeq and is a predicted model, not a curated record.